Molecule: messenger RNA, 2978 nt
Organism: Carassius auratus (goldfish)
Lineage: Eukaryota; Metazoa; Chordata; Actinopteri; Cypriniformes; Cyprinidae
Gene: dachb
Product: dachshund b
Exons: 12
Coding region: 269-1993 (574 amino acids)
Biological process (GO): regulation of transcription by RNA polymerase II
Cellular component (GO): transcription regulator complex; nucleus
Molecular function (GO): DNA-binding transcription factor activity, RNA polymerase II-specific; RNA polymerase II cis-regulatory region sequence-specific DNA binding
Source: RefSeq, a predicted model, not a curated record
CGACCUCCAGUGAAGUCUUCACCCAUAAAUUGGAGCACAUGUGGUUGGCAAAAUGGAGCAUCAUUCUUCCAGCGAGAGGCGGAGUUAACCGGACCGAGAAGCGCUCCGCUGAUCUGAAUUUUCACACGGGUAAAGAGAGGCGCUCGGCUCGGCUCGGUGCUGCCAGGUUUGCUUUGUGGACGCAGUUCAAAAGAGGGAGGCAUAUAAAAGAAAGAAAUAAGAAAGUAUAAGACCUUAAAGAACAUAUCAAAUCAUAACAAUAAUUGUAAUGACCACUAUGGCCGUUCCUGCGACUCUUCCGGUUCACUCUGGGACUUCUGCGGUGUCCGGUAAACUAUUCAGAACCGACCCGUUCUUCUCGAGUCCCGCGGACUCUCCGAGACUGAUCAACUCACUGAACGCGACGCUUCCGAGCGGCGCAGCGACGAACGAAUGCAAAAUCGUGGAAGUGCACGGAGUGAAAGUCGCUUCUUUCAACGUUGAUGGACAGGAGCUUAUUUGUCUCCCCCAAGUCUUCGACCUUUUCUUGAAGCACCUUGUCGGCGGACUGCACACCGUGUACACGAAACUCAAGCGUUUGGAUAUAAACCCGGUGGUGUGCACCGUGGAGCAGGUGCGCGUGUUGCGCGGACUCGGUGCCAUCCAGCCCGGAGUGAACCGCUGCAAACUCAUUUGCAGAAAGGAUUUCGAAGCGUUGUACAACGACUGUACCAACGCAAGCUCUCGUCCAGGUCGCCCACCGAAGCGUUCCUAUGGGGCCGGUGUGCAAGAAAGCCCCAGAAUCCUCCACCACAGAGCAAACAGCCUUCUGUCUCCAGCCCUGUUGUCACCCACAGGUCUAACAACAGCUGCCAUGGCUGAAGCUUUGAAGAUACAGAAGAUGAAGAUGAUGAUGAAUCUACACAAGACCCAAGACGGCUCAGAAUUCGAUUCAGAUGAGCUCAACACUAAUACAGGAUGUAGUGCUUUGUCCUGGGAGAGAGAGAAGCGUUCAUCAACGUCUUCAGAGAAAACACAGCACAGCUUGAACAGCUCUCAGCUCAACUCUCUCCAACACACCCAUCUACUGGCCAACAGACUGGACCUGCCCUUCAUGAUGAUGCCCCAUCCUCUGCUUCCUGUUGGACUUCCCCCCGCCUCUGUUGCCAUGGCAAUGAACCAGAUGAACCACCUUAAUACAAUUGCCAAUAUGGUUGCCAGCGCACAGGUGCACAGCCCCGUCUCCAGGCCGACAUCUGCCAUCAAGCAGGAGUGUUUUGACGAGAGCCCCUCUCUGACACCAUCCAUAGAUGGGAAUGUUCCUCAGAAAACUGAACCCUCACCUCAACUAACCAGUUCAGUUCCCAGCAGCCCCUCACAGCCUUACACACACUCUCCUCAAAAAACACCCUUGGGUUUGACAUAUGAUGUUCAUGAUGAACAAAGUGAGACAGACUCAACUCUGCAUAUGAACAGACUUUCCAACGACAGGGUUGAACAAAAUGCAGUGAAACCAACAAUCUUUGAGAAGGUCCCAGCUCAAUCAUUGUCCUCUGGCUUCCCCGCGUCCCUUCUUUUUACAGACGGCCUCUCCUCCGUCGAGACACUGCUCACUAAUGUCCAGGGUCUGCUAAAGGUAGCUUUGGAGAACGCCCGUCUGCAGGAGAAGCAGCUUCAGCAGGAGAGGAGAGAGCUCAAGAUGGAGCUGUACAGAGAGAGAGAGAUGAGAGAGAGUCUAGAGAGGCAGCUCACCUCUGAGCUACACAGUCGAGCUACCAUUCAGAGACGUCUGAAGAAGGAGAAGAAGGCAAAGAGGAGGUUACAGGAGGCGCUGGAAUAUGAGUCCAAGCGGAGAGGGCAGAUCGAGCAGGCCUUACAGCAGGCCACCUCAUCAGACGCUCUCACACACGAUCCAAUCAGUCUGGACACAGAGACGGAGCGAUGCAGAAGCCCGGAGGACAACUGCUUGUUACAAGAAAGCAGAGCAUACACAAAAAAUCCAAUAAUGUACUAAGAAGAGGUGGAUAGGGAUGUUCUCCACAUCACACACUUUCUGAAUGCUGAAGAGAGGACUUCAAGGUUUUAUGCAGUGAGCUACACUGGAGAAGAUCUUCUCCUUGACCCAAUCCAAUGCUCCAUCCACACAACAUUCCAGAAUCCUCCACUGUUGUUUUAUCUACAUACACUGUGCUUAAUUCCUUGUUUAAGCUCUGUGGAGAGCACUGUUGAUGUACUUUUACUUUUUUUUUUGAAGCAGCGUUUGGAAGCGACUGGAUGAUGUUUUGGCAUUAUCCCUUCAGGACAGUGACCUUCAGUCUAAUGCCCUCAGGACAGGCUGAGGAAAAUGAAAAAAAAAAAGAUAAAUAAAAAAGGUUGUGUUUCAUACUUGUUUAAAGACUCAAAGAGUUUGGAAUCUUACAUUUCAUGGCUUUUCUCUUGUAUGUACAUCUUCUGGUCCUGCAGUCCAUUUAUCUCUCUUUGUAGUUCAGUUUAGCUUCUUAAUACUGUUUAAAAUAUUCACCUGUUCUUCGGUUUGAAUAACCUUAUGUGGGAGUUUUCUUUGUAAGACCUUGCAUUAUUUUAUUGGCUUUCAGAUGGAAAAACUACUGAAUAUUUUUGGAAUCUUUCCCUCAUUAUUGUAAGAAGGAACCUGUUGAUAUUGUAGAUGUGGUUUCAUGUUUUUCAGCAUUUACAGCGAUUCGAUUCACUUGCCAUUUUAUCAUAAGUUCCAACUAGACACUAAGACAGCAGAGGAUAUUUUCUUAUGCAUUUGGCAUUUUCCCCAACGCACGAGUCUUUAUUUAGUCUGUGAGUUACUUAAAGAGGAAACCAGACUUCCCGCAGAACAGAAUUCCCUGCUGGUACUGUCGGGAUGAGCCAUCCAUCCGAUAGGCAUUCGAAUGCUAAAUGAUGUCUUGAAAGGUCUAGAUCGAUGUCUGUCACCAUUUUGUGCACCAGAAUGAACCGACAACACAAAUAAACAAAGCAACGCUCAUGUC